CGAUUCUCUCCGCCCGCCGCUUCUAUGACUUCCAUUCUCCACUCCGUCUCCUCCAUCCUCCCCUCCCGAGUUAACUCCGCCGAACGUCUAGGAGUUCUGUCCCUCCGAAAUCCCGUCGAGUUCACUCGUCGACGCCACGGUUGGUCCACGUCGGACUUCGAAUCCUCUGGGCGGAGAUUGGUUGUGCGUGCUGCGGAGACUGAUACUGAUAAAGUUAAAUCUCAGGUACCGGAAAAGGCACCAGGCGGUGGUGGUGGUUCGAGCAUUAACCAGCUUCUUGGUAUCAAAGGAGCCGCUCAAGAGACUAAUAAAUGGAAGAUUCGUCUACAGCUUACAAAGCCAGUCACUUGGCCUCCAUUAGUUUGGGGAGUUGUCUGUGGUGCUGCUGCUUCAGGGAACUUCCACUGGACUCCAGAGGAUGUUGCUAAGUCGAUUCUUUGCAUGUUGAUGUCUGGCCCGUGUCUUACUGGCUAUACACAGACAAUCAACGACUGGUAUGAUCGAGAUAUUGAUGCGAUUAACGAGCCGUAUCGUCCAAUUCCAUCUGGAGCAAUAUCAGAGCAAGAGGUUAUUACACAAGUCUGGGUGCUGUUACUGGGAGGUCUUGGAAUUGCUGGAACUUUAGAUGUGUGGGCCGGGCAUACAACUCCUACUUUGUUCUAUCUUGCUUUGGGAGGAUCCUUGCUCUCUUAUAUAUACUCUGCUCCACCUUUGAAGCUAAAACAAAAUGGAUGGGUUGGAAAUUUUGCACUUGGAGCAAGCUAUAUCAGUUUGCCAUGGUGGGCUGGACAAGCAUUGUUUGGCACUCUUACACCAGACGUCGUCGUUCUAACACUCUUGUACAGCAUAGCUGGGUUGGGAAUAGCCAUUGUUAAUGACUUCAAAAGUGUUGAAGGAGACAGAGCAAUGGGCCUUCAGUCUCUCCCUGUAGCUUUUGGCACUGAAGCUGCAAAAUGGAUAUGCGUUGGUGCUAUAGACGUUACUCAGCUCUCAGUUGCCGGAUAUCUAUUAGCAUCUGGCAAACCUUAUUACGCGUUGGCGCUGCUUGCUUUGAUUAUUCCACAGAUUGUGUUCCAGUUUAAAUACUUUCUCAAGGACCCUGUCAAAUACGACGUCAAGUACCAGGCUAGCGCACAGCCGUUCUUGGUGCUUGGUAUAUUCGUGACGGCAUUAGCAUCAAGUCACUAGUGGAGUUUUGGCCACAAAGUAAAUGCGCUAUAUUGCGAACCAUAAAUUUGGUUUAAGUGGUGGCAUCGACUAGUCUUAAGACGCUGUAAAAUAUAAUGUAUGUACCAACCAUCACUAGAAACAAGUCAACUCUGGUUGUAUCAAGGCUAUGUAAGUGCUUCCGCGGCAAUGCGUUUCUUUGUGUCUUCUACGAUUCGGAUUUUUCAA
This is a messenger RNA of Brassica oleracea var. oleracea, 1395 nucleotides long. RefSeq names its product chlorophyll synthase, chloroplastic-like. Gene Ontology annotation, biological process: chlorophyll biosynthetic process. Gene Ontology annotation, cellular component: membrane. The record is from RefSeq and is a predicted model, not a curated record. Gene Ontology annotation, molecular function: chlorophyll synthetase activity. Lineage: Eukaryota; Viridiplantae; Streptophyta; Magnoliopsida; Brassicales; Brassicaceae.